AUGUAACUUUACAGUCUACGACAACAUACACUACCAAUUAAACGUCAUAUGAUCCCUAUAAAGCAUGUCAUCAGAGCACCCCUCAUCUAAUAAUGCUUUUCUUGCAUAGCUGUUAUUAAACAACCAAAUCAAAGAGACGUAAUAAUAAUAUAAUAAUAAGAGGACAGUAAAAUAAUCCUCAUUUUAUAUACUCGCUUCUUUUUGUUUUACCUAAUAAUGCAUGUGAACUCCACCAGAACGAAGCAGGAAAGAAAUUACUUGUAAUUUUCUAUUAAUCUUCCCAGAAAGUAUCCAGUUUUUGUCUAUUUUAAACAAAUGCAAUGGUUGGUGGCGAACUAAGGACUUCAAAGACUUAACACAGUUCCCUACUCACUCUCAGGACUCAUUUCCUCAUCGCCAUAACCAAAUGAGUGAGUUCUAUCAAUCCUUUGAUAGAAUUUGUUCUUGAUUCUUGUGCGAUUGUGCCCGCGCCUGAAUGAGUGAGCUCUACCGAUCCUUUGCCAGAAUACAUUCUUGGGUUCCGCGACUAAGUUCUGUUAAUUUGACCGUUCGGUAGAAUUCAUUCUUGGAGUUCCACCGGAGAUACUCAUCAGCGGGGUCAAAGUAGGGAAGCUGGUUUCUUACAAGACAUGUUUGAUUCAAACUACAGCUUAUCAAGCUGGAGCACUGGGUUGCAGUUAGGCACACCAUGUUUCUGGGAAGAAGUCAGCAUAUUAAUCCAACUAGGGGUUCUUGGAAGCAUUUUAAUCAGCUUCAUACAGAAAAGAUGCCGACAUGGAUCACGAGUUGGAGAGGAAGGAGCAGAAAAGCACCCCAGUGGCAUGAGAUUUGGCUUUGUUUACAAAGCUGCAGUAGUCUGUUCUGUUUUAGUAGCAGGAAUUCACUUCUUGAUGCUUUGGACGGUGUUAAAUGGAUACGAGGCCCUUUGCAAAUCGAAAAUCUCAGUUCUCUCUAAAGAAAUUUUGUCAGAGAUAUCAUGGCUAAUCACAUUGCUUCUGGUUUUGAAUCUUCGAAACUCAAGGUCCUUGAAGCUACCAUGGAUUCUAAGAAUCUGGUGGAUUUCGAGCUUCAUAUUAUCUGUUGUCCAUACAACUCUAUAUACAAGUUACAUUCAUGCAAACCAUAUAUCGCUGAGCAUAGUAUAUUAUGUCAACUUCAUCGGCUUAAUCGUCUCAACAUACUUGGUAGGCAUUUCAAUUCAAGGAGCAACGGGCAUCAGCUUCAUCACCAAUAGCACUACAGAGCCACUACUGAACAAAAUUGAAAAUCAUUCAGAUGGAAAGAGGGAAGAGGAAUCACCUUAUCAAAGUGCUACUCUUCUCCAACUCAUCACUUUCUCCUGGCUUAAUCCAUUAUUCAAAGUUGGGUACAAGAAACCGCUCGAACAAGAAGAAAUCCCAGGCAUUGACGUCAAGGACUCUGCCAAAGUCCUCUCCCAUUCAUUUAACAACAGUCCAAAACAAGUCAAGGAGGCAGAAAACACCAGCAGCGCAUCCAUUUACAUGGCUAUCUUCCUGUUGAUCAGGAAAAAAGCAGCAAUCAAUGCAUUUUUCGCAGCAAUCCAUGCUGCAGUGUCAUAUGUUGGUCCAUACCUGAUCAAUGACUUUGUGGCAUUUUUAAGUCAGAAGAAGAAUGACAGCUUAAAGACGGGCUACAUUAUUGCAUUAGCAUUCAUAAGUGCCAAAAUGGUUGAAGUGACUGCACAAAGGCAAUGGAUUUUUGGGGCUCGCCAACUAGGUAUGCGUCUGAAAGGAGCUCUGAUAUCCCAGAUAUAUAAGAAGGGUCUUCAUCUGUCGAGUCAGUCAAGGCAAAGCCACAAUAGCGGAGGGAUGAUUAAUCUGAUGAGUGUAGAUACAAAGAGAAUCGCCGAUUUCAUAUGGUACAUGAACACAAUCUGGAUGCUGCCGAUCCAAAUUUCACUAGCCACCUAUAUCCUAUAUCUGAACUUAGGUCUUAGCGCAUAUGCAGGAUUAGCCGCAACAUUAAUGGUGAUGGUAGGCACCAUACCUCUUCAAAGAAUCCAGAAACGAUUGCAGUCAAAGAUCAUGGAAGCGAAGGACGAAAGAAUGAAUGCUACAUCAGAAAUUCUUCGAAACAUGAAAAUUCUUAAACUUCAGGCCUGGGAUAUGAAGUACGUCCUAAAGCUUGAAAACUUGAGAAAAAUCGAGUACAGCUGGUUAUGGAAGUCGUUACAGUUACAAGCACUCUGGGGUUUUAUCUUCUUGAUAUCCCCCACAUUUGUCUCUGUAGUGACCUUUGGAUCAUGCAUUUUACUGGGGAUUCCACUAACAGCUGGGAAAGUCUUAUCUGCAUUGGCAACUUUCAGAAUGUUACAAGAUUCAAUGUUCACUUUACCAGAUUCACUCUCUUGUAUUGCACAAGCUAAAGUUUCAGUAGAUAGGAUUGAAUCAUACCUCCAAGAAGAUGAAUUACAAGAUGAUGCAGUCAUUUUUGUUCCAAAAGAGACAUCAGAGGUAGAAAUCGAGAUUGAAAAUGGGAAAUUCAGUUGGGAUGUAAAAUCACAUUGCCCAACCCUCGAUGGAAUACAAAUAAAAGUUAAGAGAGGGAUGAAAGUUGCAAUUUGUGGGACUGUUGGGUCCGGGAAGUCAAGUUUACUCUCUUGCAUACUUGGAGAAAUCCCAAAGAUUUUAGGAGAAGUGAAAGUUAGUGGGACAAAAGCAUAUGUUCCUCAGUCCCCAUGGAUAUUAACUGGAAAUGUAAGAGACAACAUUCUCUUCGGGAAUCCAUAUGAUCAAGUCAAAUAUGAGAGAACAAUAGGAGCAUGUGCACUGUCGAAGGAUUUAGAGCUCUUCCAGGCUGGAGACCUGACAGAGAUAGGAGAAAGAGGAAUAAAUAUGAGUGGAGGCCAGAAACAAAGGAUACAACUUGCACGCGCUGCUUACCAAGAUGCCGACAUAUAUAUUCUAGAUGACCCAUUCAGUGCCGUUGAUGCUCAUACAGGAAGUCAACUUUUUGAGGAAUGUCUGAUGGGAAUCCUGAAAGAGAAGACUAUACUUUAUGUAACCAACCAAGUAGAGUUUCUUCCGGCAGCUGACCUAAUUCUGAUGAUGCAAGAAGGAAAAAUCAUACAAGCUGGAAGGUUCGAAGAACUUCUUGCACAGAAUAUAGGAUUUGAAUUGUUGGUUGGUGCACAUAGCGAAGCCCUAGAAUCAAUCCUCAAUGUCAAAAACUCAAGCAGAACACUAAAAAAGGUGCAUGCUAAAGUUGAAAAUGAUAUUCAUAACACAACAAAUAAACAGCUUCAAAAUGGUAAAAAAGAGAAUCUCUCACAAGAGAUAAUAGAGAAAGAAGGAAGAUUGACUCAAAAAGAAGAGAGAGAAAAAGGAAGCAUUGGCAAAGAAGUUUAUUGGUCAUACCUGACAAUGGUGUGGGGCGGGGCAUUGGUUCCAUUGAUUAUCUUAGCUCAAUUUAGUUUCGAUGUGUUACAAAUAGGGAGUAACUAUUGGAUAGCAUGGGCUUCACCUGUUACAACGAAUUCCAAGCCAGUUGUCAAGAUGAACAUCAUGUUCCUCGUUUACUUACUAAUCGCAGUAGGAAGUGCAAUUUGUAUAUUGUCCCGCAUGUUGCUAGUGGCAACAGCCGGCAUCUUGACAUCACAGAAACUCUUCAUGACCAUGCUACAUAGUGUGUUUAGGGCGCCAAUGUCUUUCUUCGAUUCAACUCCAACUGGAAGAAUUUUAAAUCGAGUGUCUACAGACCAAAGUGUGCUGGACUUGGAAUUAGCAAAGAGGGUAGGUUUUUGUGCUUUCUCGAUCAUUCAACUUCUGGGGACUGUCGCAGUCAUGUCCCAGGUAGCGUGGCAAGUAUUUGCCAUCUUCAUCCCGGUGACAGGGAUAUGCAUAUGGUACCAAAAAUACUACACACCAACUGCCAGAGAACUGGCACGCUUAUCCGGGAUUCAACAAGCUCCAAUCCUCCAUCACUUUGCAGAAUCACUUGCAGGAGUUGCAAUAAUCAGGGCAUACAACCAAGAGAGCCGCUUCGUGGAAAUGAACCUCGGACUCAUCGAUAACGAAUCAAGGCCAUGGUUCCACAACGUAGCAGCCAUGGAAUGGCUCUCCUUUAGACUGAACAUAUUGUCAAAUCUGGUGUUUGCAUUCUCACUAGUGAUACUUGUGAGCCUUCCUGAAGGGAUUCUCAACCCAAGUAUUGCAGGGGUAGCAGUGACAUAUGGACUGAAUCUGAAUAUACUUCAAGCAAAUGUUAUAUGGAACUUAUGCAACGCAGAGAAUAAAAUGAUCUCAGUAGAAAGGAUUUUACAGUAUUCAAAACUUACUAGUGAAGCCCCUUUGGUGAUUGAAGACAGUAGACCUCCAAGCAACUGGCCUGAGUUUGGAAAAAUUUGCUUCAGAAACCUGGAGGUUCGUUAUGCUGAACAUCUUCCAUCUAUCCUCAAAAACAUCAACUGCACAAUUCCGGGAAGAAAGAAAGUUGGUGUUGUAGGAAGGACAGGAAGCGGUAAAUCGACUCUAAUACAGGCUCUCUUUCGGACAGUAGAACCUAGAGAUGGAUGCAUUUUAAUCGAUGACAUUAAUAUUUGCAAGAUUGGCCUGCAUGACUUGAGAUCCAGGCUGAGCAUUAUACCUCAAGACCCAACAAUGUUUGAGGGAACAGUCAGACGAAACCUCGACCCAUUAGAACAAUUCUCCGACAAAGAAAUAUGGGAGGCUUUGCAUAAAUGUCAACUAGGUGAUCUAGUACGUGCUAAGGAAGAGAAGCUGGAUUCACCAGUGGUUGAUAAUGGAGAAAACUGGAGCGUGGGUCAGAGGCAGUUAUUCUGUCUUGGAAGGGCAUUAUUGAAGAAAAGUAGCAUUCUUAUUCUAGAUGAAGCAACCGCGUCUAUUGAUUCAGCUACAGAUGGAAUUUUACAAAAGAUCAUCAGCCAGGAGUUUGAAAACCGUACUGUUGUCACCAUAGCUCACAGAAUACACACAAUCAUAGACAGUGAUCUUGUUCUCGUCCUUAGUGAAGGAAGGAUAGCCGAAUAUGACACGCCAGCUAAGCUACUGGAAUGCGAGGAUUCAUUCUUCUCAAAGCUUAUAAAGGAGUACUCAAUGAGAUCCAAAGGUUCCUCAACAGCUUAGAGGAUAUAUAAGUUGUGGACAGGCCUAACUUUUCAAAUAAAAUUCUCCUAAGUGAAACGAAUCAAUAACUUCCCUGUAAUGCGAAGAAUGCUGCUCAUAAUUCUAGUCAUGUUACUGAAGAAGACCAUAAUUAUCAAUUAAAAUGCUUCAA
Molecule: messenger RNA, 5256 nt
Organism: Papaver somniferum (opium poppy)
Lineage: Eukaryota; Viridiplantae; Streptophyta; Magnoliopsida; Ranunculales; Papaveraceae
Product: putative ABC transporter C family member 15
Exons: 11
Coding region: 630-5105 (1491 amino acids)
Biological process (GO): transmembrane transport
Cellular component (GO): vacuolar membrane; plant-type vacuole
Molecular function (GO): ABC-type transporter activity; ATP binding; ATP hydrolysis activity
Source: RefSeq, a predicted model, not a curated record